Ceratotherium simum simum (southern white rhinoceros) is the source of this 2166-nucleotide messenger RNA. NCBI's taxonomy places the organism in Eukaryota, Metazoa, Chordata, Mammalia, Perissodactyla, Rhinocerotidae. The record is from RefSeq and is a predicted model, not a curated record.
GCGAUGGGGGGAGCUUGCACACAUGGCUCAGGAGGCUCGAGUUGCUCUUGGGAGCGGCUGCCAGGCUCUAAAGUUCCCAAGUGACCACACAAGUAACUAAAUAUAGGAGCAGCUGGUGCGGACGGGGUGUCGCAGCAGCUCCUUUGCACAGAUCUCAGGGCUGUAGGUAAGGCCCAGGUCCCCUUUUGAGCAGCAGACCGGCCUGGUGGCUGGCAGCAGAACACCCUUGUCUGCAUGCUGAAGAAGAUGGGUGAGGCUGUGGCCAGAGUUGCGAGGAAGGUCAACGAGACGGUGGAGAGCGGCUCCGACACCCUGGAUCUGGCUGAGUGCAAGCUGGUUUCCUUCCCCGUCGGCAUCUACAAGGUCCUGCGGAAUGUCACCGACCAGAUCCACCUCAUCACGCUGGCCAACAACGAGCUCAAGUCCCUCACCAGCAAGUUCAUGACCACGUUCUGUCAGCUCCGAGAGCUCCACCUGGAAGGGAACUUCCUGCACCGUCUCCCCAGCGAGGUCAGCGCCCUGCAGCACCUCAAGGCCAUCGACUUGUCCCGGAACCAGUUCCAUGACUUCCCCGAGCAGCUCACCACCCUGCCUGCCCUGGAGACCAUCAAUCUGGAGGAGAACGAGAUCGUGGAUGUGCCUGUAGAGAAGCUGGCCGCCAUGCCCGCCUUGCGCAGCAUCAACCUCCGUUUCAACCCGCUGAACGCCGAGGUGCGCGUCAUCGCCCCACCACUCAUCAAGUUUGACAUGUUCAUGUCUCCGGAGGGCGCGCGGGCGCCCCCACCGUAGGCCUCCCCCCUCCUGCCCACCCACCAAGGGACAGAGGCCACCUGGCAUGGCGCCCUGAGGGAAGGGUGUCCCAAGGCCCAUGGGAGGCCAAGGUUGGGGGGCUGGGGAUGGGUGGGCCGCACAGCGUGGUGGGGGGUGCAGCUGGUCCAGGAUAGAUAGCUUAGAGCAGUAGCGGGCCCUGGAAUGCCCAGAGGGAGGAGGCGAGGUGGGGGCUGGAGCCCGAACUCCGGGUACUCACAGCUUCUGUGCAAACCUGGGCAGACCCCCACCAUCUCUGAGCCUUGUUAUUUGGGAAAAGGGGUGGAGGGGGGCCUUUGCCUCUUUUAGGCUCCUUGGAGGCUCUUUAGGCAACACGUGCCCCCAAGUCACCCUCAAAUCCUCGGGCGCCUUCUGAGCCCACAGACAAGCAUCGCGGAGCAUUUCCUGGGCCCCUGUGAGGUUGAGGCCUUGUUUCUAGUGGUGAGAGCCAGUCGCUGCCCUGAGCGGAAUAGAGGACAACCUCCAUCUAUUUAUUGCUUCCUGAGGACCCGCCGGAUGAGGCCCUUCCCAGUGCCCCAACCUCACCCUGUGGGUCUCUGCACCGGUGGGAAUGCUGUGGAGAGAGUGUGGCCGGCGCUGCAGCAGAGCUGAGGAUGGUUACAUAGGAGCCCAAGGCCUGUCAGGCCAGGGGACCGGGGAACAAAUCGAGUCGGCUCUGUCCUUCCUCAUGAUGUCGGUGGGGUGGGAAGUUCCGAGUGCUCCUCGGGACUGAGCAGGUGUGCCUGGCCUCACCCUUUGAGCCACAGGAGAGGUGGCCCAGAGAGAAACAAAGCCAUGUGUGCCUGUGGCUCUGGUCCCGGGUAAUUAGAUGGCCACUCCCACCACGUUCUCCCUCUGGCUGCCUUGUCUUUGGUCCACCUGGGGGCAGAAGACACCACAGACUAUUGGAUUUGUGGCUGGCCAGCUCCCAGGCCACCAUCCAAAGCCCUGCUGACCUAGUCAUUUCUAGGCCCUCAACCUGGAGUCUAGGAUGUGGCCAGGCAAUAGGGUGACCAACCAUCCCUGCUUGCCCAGGACUGAGGGGUAUCCCAAGAUGUGGGACUUUCAGUGCUAACACUGGGACAGUACCAGCAAACAGGGACAACUGGUCCCCUUACCAGGAAGGAGCCUGGGGCUCUUGCUUUAUGACAACGUCUGUGGUUUGUAGAACCCCUGACCUCUUGAUCUCCAGGAAUCUACCUUCUCAUCUGUGGAGCAAGCAGACUCAGAGCCCAGAGCCCCUCUGGUCUGGACCUACCUUUGUCUUGGUCUGUGGGAGACACCUGAGGCCCCAUGAUUUUGGGCAAGCCAGGCUACCCACAUCCUAUGUCCAUGGACCGGUAGCCACUCUUCUACUCC